Messenger RNA from Phyllopteryx taeniolatus (common seadragon), 1160 nucleotides. It is a transcript of the gene rpsa, whose product is annotated as ribosomal protein SA. Gene Ontology annotation, biological process: ribosomal small subunit assembly; cytoplasmic translation. The transcript is spliced from 8 exons. The record is from RefSeq and is a predicted model, not a curated record. Gene Ontology annotation, molecular function: laminin receptor activity; structural constituent of ribosome. The coding region runs from base 189 to 1109 and encodes 306 amino acids. Gene Ontology annotation, cellular component: 90S preribosome; ribosome; cytosolic small ribosomal subunit. Lineage: Eukaryota; Metazoa; Chordata; Actinopteri; Syngnathiformes; Syngnathidae.
UUCGAUAAAAUAUUAGAACUACAACAAGCCCGGUUGAAAGUAACCAGCCAAUCACAAGCUUAGGAAUGUACUAUAAAUAUGACGCCAUUUCCUCCUAACGGCCUCUUUUCCCAUCGUGUGGGUAGUCUUCCAUACGGCGUUGUUUCGUGCUCUCCCACCUUACUCGUUACUCGGGGAAAGUGGUCACGAUGUCCGGAAGUCUGGAUGCCCUUCAAAUGAAGGAGGAAGAUGUGCUGAAGUUCCUGGCUGCAGGAACCCAUCUGGGAGGUACCAACUUGGACUUUCAGAUGGAGCAGUAUGUCUACAAGAGAAAAAGUGAUGGUGUGUACAUCAUUAACCUGAAAAAGACCUGGGAGAAGCUGCUGCUGGCUGCAAGGGCCAUUGUUGCCAUUGAAAACCCAGCUGAUGUUUGUGUCAUCUCCUCCAGGAACACUGGACAGCGAGCAGUGUUGAAGUUUGCCUCUGCCACUGGUUCCACCACCUUCCAUGGUCGUUUCACCCCGGGUACAUUCACCAAUCAGAUCCAGGCAGCUUUCAGGGAGCCUCGCCUCCUGAUUGUGACCGAUCCUCGUGCGGAUCACCAGCCACUGACGGAGGCCUCCUAUGUGAACAUCCCCUCCAUUGCUCUGUGCAACACUGACUCUCCACUUAGAUAUGUGGACAUUGCCAUCCCCUGUAACAACAAGGGUCACCACUCUGUGGGUCUGAUGUGGUGGAUGUUGGCCCGGGAGGUUCUCCGAAUGAGAGGCACAAUUUCCAGAGAGCACCCUUGGGAGGUCAUGCCUGAUCUGUACUUCUACAGAGAUCCUGAAGAGAUUGAGAAGGAGGAGCAGGCUGCUGCUGAGAAGGCUGUUGGAAAGGAGGAGUUCCAGGGUGAAUGGACUGCGCCUGCUGCAGAGUUUGCCCAGCCUGAGGUUGCCGACUGGUCUGAGGGUGUUGCGGUCCCAUCUGUGCCCAUUCAACAGUUUCCAGCAGGUGCGCCAACAGCUGUAAAGCCCACGGAAGUCUUUUCAGAGGACUGGAGCAAUCAGCCUACUACUGAGGACUGGUCCACUGCUCCCACUGCCCAGGCUUCUGACUGGGGUGGUGCCACUGCUGAUUGGUCUUGAAGAAAAAAAAAAAAACACAGAUCAUGGCAGGAAAUAAAGUGUUGCACACCA